This is a messenger RNA of Scheffersomyces stipitis CBS 6054, 3186 nucleotides long. RefSeq lists its product as uncharacterized. Gene Ontology annotation, biological process: cell volume homeostasis; potassium ion import across plasma membrane; chloride ion homeostasis. The transcript has 3 exons. Gene Ontology annotation, molecular function: potassium:chloride symporter activity. Gene Ontology annotation, cellular component: membrane. The record is from RefSeq and is a predicted model, not a curated record. The annotation marks the transcript as partial. Lineage: Eukaryota; Fungi; Ascomycota; Pichiomycetes; Serinales; Debaryomycetaceae.
UCCAAAUUGGGUACUUUCGAAGGGGUUUUUCUUCCAACUUCACUUAACGUUCUCUCCAUCUUGAUGUUCUUGAGAUUUGGCUUCAUUAUCGGCCAGAUGGGGAUUUUAGGAACGUUCUUUUUGCUUAUUCUCUCGUAUUCCAUCGAUAUCUUGACCACUAUGUCUAUUAGUGCUAUUUCAACCAAUGGUACAGUUAAAGGUGGUGGGGCCUACUAUAUGAUAUCGCGUUCCCUAGGUCCAGAAUUCGGUGGUGCCAUCGGCAUAAUCUUCUUCAUUGGCCAGAUCUUGAACUCGUCGUUGAAUGUUGUUGGUUUUAUCGAACCUUUGCUAGUUAACUUUGGAGAACUGGAAGGAGUUCUCGCUAAAGUUUUGCCGGUAGGAUAUUUCUGGCAAUUGCUAUACUCCACUGUGUUGUUACUUAUUUGUACUGGUGUAGCUGUAAUCGGGUCGCUGUUGGUCUCAAAGACAGCUUUUCUCCUUUUCGUCAUUCUCACCUUGAGUACGCUUUCAAUUCCGCUAUCUUCUUUGGUUGUGAAACCGUUUUACCCUUUGCCUCCUCCUUUUGAUGAUUUGAGAUACACGGGUUUGUCAUGGGCUACUUUUACAGAAAAUUUAUUGCCUCAAUUCACUUCUGGAGCAGCAGGAUCGGUGCUACCCAAAGGAGAGCCCGAGACCUUCAGAAACUUGUUUGGUAUCUUUUUCCCUGCUACAGCUGGUAUUUUCGCCGGAGCCUCAAUGUCAGGAGAGUUGAAGAAACCAUCCAAAUCGAUUCCAGAAGGAACCUUAAAGGGAUUGUUGGUGACGUUCAUUCUCUACUCGCUAGUAAUCAUCUCUAUGGGAUGUUCUAUUCCAAGAGAAAUCCUUCAUGCCGACAUCAAGGUGAUUCAGACAGUUAACUUACUGGGAAUCGUCAUUAUCAUGGGUGAAUUUUCAACGUCUUUGUUUUCUGUCAUCAUGGGUAUUGUAGGAGCUGCAUCGAUGCUUAAUGCUAUUGCUGACGAUAGAAUUAUUCCUGGAUUGGGCAUUUUCACUACCAUGAAAAAGUCAGCAAAGGAUCAAGAUAAGGCUAAGGUUCUAGCUGUUAUUGCUACCUGGUUCAUUGCCCAAAUCUUCUUGUUUGCUGACAUCAACCAGAUUGCCACGUUCAUCACAAUGGCAUUCUUGAUGACCUUCAUUGUAACCAAUGUAGCCUGUUUCUUGCUCAGAGUCGGUUCUGCUCCAAAUUUUAGACCCUCUUUCAAAUACUUCAGUUCUCGUACGGCUUUCACCGGGGCACUAGCUUGUUUCUAUGCAAUGUUCAUUGUAGAUGGGUUGUCUGCUACUUUGAUCAUUUUCUGUUUAAUGUUCCUCAUUUUAAUGAUCCACUAUCUGACCCCACCGCUGAAAUUUGGUGAUAUCUCUCAGUUAUUGAUCUACCACCAAGUCAGAAAGUAUUUGUUGAGAUUGAAGUUGCAGAUGAACGUAAAAUACUGGCGCCCGCAAAUCUUGAUAUUAGUGGAUGACCCCAGAUCUUCAUGGAACUUAAUUGGCUUCUGUAACCAUUUGAAGAAAGGUGGAUUGUAUAUUCUUGGACAUGUUGUUCUUAUGAAUGACGAUACUCUGGUAGGCUCCAACAAUGCCGCCAAUAGCGAGGUCUUCACACCCACAACAUACAAGGAAGUCCAGAAACAGAAGCAGGCGUGGAUCAAGUUGCGUGAUAUGCUUAAGAUCAAAGCUUUUGUCCAGAUAGCCUUGGGUCCCACUCUUCCAUGGGGUGUCAGAAACGUUUACUUGGGAUCUGGUUUGGGAGGAAUGAGACCUAACAUUACCGUAUUGGGAUUCUAUGAUUUCAAGAAACAUGGAGUGACUUUGCCGGUGGUGCCUUCAUUUGAAAGCAAGUCCAGCUUGGCAGAGUUGCCUACUGAUGAAUGCCGUAAAGAAAGAAAAGUUUCCAUAAGCCAAUGGGUCCAGAUUGUAGAAGACUUGAUAGUUCUUCAAGCAACUGUCGCUGUAGCAGCCAAUUUUGGGGAUCUAGAUUUACCUAAAACAGACGAAUCACAUCAUCAUUUCUGGGCUAAACCGAAGGUCACUGGCUCUACUAAGAAGUACAUCGACUUAUAUCCUAUCCAGAUGUCUUCCAUUAACAUUUUGGAAGACGGUCAGUCUGUACUUUCUACCAAUUUCGAUACCUAUACCUUGAUUUUACAAUUGGGUGCUAUUCUUUCGACUGUUACAGAAUGGAAAUUCAGUUCUCAUAUUCUCAGAGUUAUAGCUUUUGUUGAGAACAUGAACGAGGUUGAAGAGGAAAGAGGAAGAUUGGUAGAGCUUUUGUCGAAUUUGAGAAUAGAUGCAGAGAUAAAGAUCGUGAGUCUCGAUGACGGUUCAUUGAAUUCUUACAACUUCAUUAUCAAGGGCUACAGCAGAACGAUUCAUAAUAAGCUUGAAUUCGACAAGGUCGAUAAAUCCUUGAAAGACGAGCAAUGGUGGAAGAACUUGGUUAAUGCUAGAAAUACACUCAAAGAUUUGGAAAAACAGAAAUUGCAGAGAAGACAACAAAAGUCUCAUCCUAUAACCAAAGGAAAUUUCAAGAACAACAGACGUUAUACUCUUUCGAACUUACAGGAGCAAGGUGUUUCUUUGUCGCUCAAUAUGAAUACCCAACUUGGACAAAGGUUCUUUGACUAUGAUGAGGCCAUUGACAGUAGUGAUAGUAGUGACAGUGAAAAGGAAAGUGAUAUCAACGAAAGCUCCAGUCUGGUUCAACAGUCGUAUGGCAGCGUGGACGAGGAAGCACCAUCACCCAUGGCUAAGUCUACUUCGAGAGUGGAUGAAACCAAAGAAGUCAAGCCCUUUAAAAAUUUUCUUAAGCUUAAGGAAGAUGCACUUGCUGACUCUUCAGGUUACAGAUCUUCAGAUCAGUUAUCGAUAAGAUCAAGUAAACAAUUGCAAGAAGAAUUGAAACACUUGAGUUUCAAUGAUAUUCCUGCAAAGGGCCAACACUUGAUCUUAAAUGAAUUGAUGAAGCUGAUUUCGUCAAAGGACAAGACAGAUGUUAUUUUCUCCACUUUGCCAGCACCUUCUCUUGGAACACAUCUUGAUGACAAUGGUUCAUUUGAGUAUACCAAUAAUUUGGCUGUGUGGUUGGAUGACCUUCCUCCUAUCUUGUUGCUCAAUUCGCAGACAGUGACUGUGACUACUGCAUUGUAA